AUGGUUGGCCCGGUCAGUGGAGGUCGAUGCAAUGUAAGACAAUUCCUCUAUUAUGCCUCAGACAACAAGCAGGAAAAGGAAACCAUCGCGGACAAGACCAAGCUCAAAGAUGCAGACCUCGCCAAGGAGAAGACCGCACUCGACGAGGUUGCUUCUAAACUCUACAAAGCUGGCGUGGGAAGGACCUACCAACCCGGUCACAUCUACGAGAGUUUGAAAUCUAACUCUGGGAUCCAUGAGGUUAUCGAAAACGUUGCCGCAUUCAUUGAGCAAACGGCCUAUUUGGACGAGGAUAAUGGCAAGCCGAGCAAACAAUUGUUUGAUCUAGCUGAACAGGCCCGAGGCCGAGUCCAGUACGGACGACAGGCCAACGCCGCCCGAGAUACAGGAACGGAGAUUCGGAACAAAUACGAUCACGAGGUUUGGGAGAAGCAACCAAAGAAUAAGAAAGGUGAAGUGGAGAAGGACGCCCCGUUGGUUGAGGGGGGAUUGGUCAAGGAAAGAAUGGGUAUUCCUGAUGGAGGUGUCGAGGGAUAG
Messenger RNA from Penicillium hordei, 537 nucleotides. RefSeq lists its product as uncharacterized. The transcript is spliced from 2 exons. Lineage: Eukaryota; Fungi; Ascomycota; Eurotiomycetes; Eurotiales; Aspergillaceae. The coding region runs from base 1 to 537 and encodes 178 amino acids. The record is from RefSeq and is a predicted model, not a curated record.